Molecule: messenger RNA, 429 nt
Organism: Rotaria sordida
Lineage: Eukaryota; Metazoa; Rotifera; Eurotatoria; Philodinida; Philodinidae
Source: the annotation of a GenBank genome assembly
AUGUUUCGUUUGUGUCGUCUCACCUUUAUUCUCGUCAUCCUUUGUGCUUCUGCUCUACUAAUACGCAGUUCUACCAUAAAAUGUUAUAGUUGUUAUAAAGAAGCAUGCCCAAAGCCAUGGAAUCCAAACAAUGUUCUACAAGUAAUAGCGACAAGUGGUUGGUGUCUUACAUUUAGUAAAGAUAAUCAAACUAGCGAGUCUAUAUAUGCUCGAAAUUGGGCACUAUCUGAUCAAUGUAAAGAAGAUAAAUGUGAAUGGCGUACAGACUCUACUGGUGAUUCAAUUUAUUUUUGUUGCUGUAAUACUAAUCUUUGCAACGGAGCAGAUGGAGAAAUAACAACAACACCUAAAAAUGGACAGAUAAAAUUCAUUAACAAUACUUACUUUGUUUUCAUAGUUGUUUUGAUACUCUUCAUCAUGAUGAAAUAG